Messenger RNA from Tachyglossus aculeatus (Australian echidna), 3351 nucleotides. RefSeq names its product zinc finger CCCH-type containing 12B (gene ZC3H12B). Gene Ontology annotation, molecular function: RNA endonuclease activity; mRNA binding; metal ion binding. Gene Ontology annotation, cellular component: cytoplasmic ribonucleoprotein granule; nucleus. NCBI's taxonomy places the organism in Eukaryota, Metazoa, Chordata, Mammalia, Monotremata, Tachyglossidae. The record is from RefSeq and is a predicted model, not a curated record.
GAAAAGAGGUGUUUCAGCAAAGGGCCCAGGUUGCUAAGCAGUGAGCCGCAGAGAUCGAGCCUCUUAAAGCUACAGGGGAUGGUUUUCGUUACCGGAGUUAUGAUAGUGAUCUGACACAGACAGGAUUGAGAAUGAUAUCUGUUGAAAUUUGCCAGGUGGUACCCCCCUGCCUGCCUAUUUGCCCGGGGCUCCGUGUGCCCUUUCGAGAAUGUGACCAAAGGACCAGAAAGGGGUGGCAGCGGCAGCAGUGGUGGCAGCGGACUUGUGACAUCCUCGCCUCAGCUUUGGAGGAUUGAAGCCAUGUUGGAACCAAGAAGCCUAUUGCUUUAAAGGACGCCACGGGCCCCCAAGGGCCUCCGGAGGAGUCGUGCAGCAUUGGGAAAGUUGGCGACGUCCACGGGGAGGUCUAUGACAACGACAGGAACGCACCAGGAACCCGUGGGCAUCGGAGACGUCCCCGAGCCCCGCACCCCCGGAGGAGUGAACCACGCUCGGAGAUGCUCUGGGGCUGAAGCAGCCCCGGGAAGCCCGGUGGAACGGGGCUGGGUGGGGCAAGAAAGCGAGGCUUGGCAGUCUCCGGCCGGUAGCCCAACGGGAUGACGGCCUGGUCCAUGGUGCAGAAGCUGAAAAUGGAGAAGAGAUCCUCCCGAGAAGAGAGGACCGCGGAGCGGGACGCUGGGGACUGCAGCGCCGAGUCGGAGGACUGGACGAGUUCCGAGAGCGAGCCCGAGCAGCCCUGCCUCAGGACCAGCGGCAGCAGCGGCGGUGGCAGCAGCAGCGGCGACAGCAGCGGCAGCAUCAGCGGCGGCGGCGGCGGCGGCUCCGGCCGCAUCGCAUGUGGCGGUGGCGGCGGCAACCCUCGUUGGAGGGAGCGAGAGGUGUCCCAUAAGCCUCACCGGCAGCUCUGCCGCUCUCCCUGCCUGGACCGGCCCAGCUUCUCACAGAGCAGCACCCUGCAAGAGCUGCGGCUCGACCCGGAGAAGACCCCCCUGGACAAGGAAUACCAGGCCAAAAUGGACUUCGCGCUCAAGCUGGGAUACGCCGGGGAACAGAUCCAAGCCGUGUUGAACAAACUGGGCCCCGACGCGCUGAUCAACGAUAUCCUGGCCGAGCUGGUCCGGCUGGGUAACAAAGGCGAGGCGGAGGGGCACGGCGGCGGCGGUGGCAGCGGCAGCGGCGGCGGGGGCGGUACUGCCGCCGGCAUGCUCGUGCCCCGUGGUCCCUGCCCCCAGGAGAUCGCCAGCCCCGAGCUGUCCCUAGAAGAAGAGAUGGUGGACAACACGGACAAUCUGAGGCCAGUCGUCAUCGACGGCAGCAACGUGGCGAUGAGCCACGGAAAUAAAGAAAGCUUCUCCUGCCGAGGGAUUCAGUUAGCUGUGGACUGGUUUCUGGAGAAGGGGCACAAAGACAUUACUGUGUUCGUGCCUGCUUGGAGAAAGGAACAGUCUCGCCCAGAUGCGCCGAUCACAGAUCAAGAAAUCUUGCGAAAACUGGAGAAAGAGAAAAUUCUGGUCUUCACCCCGUCCCGGAGGGUCCAGGGGAGGAGAGUGGUCUGCUACGACGACCGGUUUAUCGUCAAGUUGGCUUUCGAUUCGGAUGGCAUCAUCGUGUCCAACGACAACUACCGGGACCUGCAAAAUGAAAAGCCAGAGUGGAAGAAGUUCAUAGAAGAGAGGCUGCUGAUGUAUUCCUUUGUCAAUGACAAAUUUAUGCCGCCCGAUGACCCUCUAGGACGCCACGGCCCGAGCCUUGAAAAUUUCCUGAGAAAGAGGCCGGUUAUCCCGGAACAUAAAAAACAGCCGUGCCCGUACGGCAAGAAGUGCACGUACGGCCACAAGUGCAAGUACUACCACCCGGAGCGGGCCCACCAGCCACAGCGAGCCGUGGCCGACGAGCUCCGCAUCAGCGCCAAGCUGUGCGCCGUCAAGACCCUGAGCGAGGGUGCGCUGGCCAAGGCCGCCGGCGGCUCGGCCGGCCCCAAGGGCGAGGUGGGCCCGGAAGGCAAGCGGGUUGCCCCCAAGCGCCAGUCGGACCCCAGCAUCCGCUCGGUGGCGGCCGCGGAGCCCGAGGAGAGGCUGUCGGCCGCCCGCAAGGCCGAGGCCAGCUCGGUGCCCUCGCUGGUGUCGGCGCUGAGCGUGCCGACGCUGCCCCCGCCCAAGAGCCACGCGGCCGGGGCCCUGAACACCCGCUCGGCCAGCAGCCCCGUGCCGGGCACGUCGCCGUUCGCCCACCCGCAGGCCGGCCUGGACCACAUGGCCGGCCGGCGGUAUCCCCCCAUCCUGGUCACCAACACCCACGGCGCCCCGGUGGACUACAGCGAACCGUAUCCCAAGUACGACUCUCUGACCGACCCCGGCUACUACUCCAUGCUGAGCGACUUCUCCGGGACCCUGAGCCUCGGCAGCGGGGACUACUACGGGCCCGCCGCCGAGCCGGACCCCGGCCUCUUCUCGCGCAACCCCAGCCCCGGGCCCGGGCCCGACCCCCGCCUGAGCCAGCCGGGAGGAGCCGGCUACGCCGCCUUCGGCGAGCUCUACCUGGGCCUGGCGGACAGCGGGCCGGAGGAGACCCUGAAGAUGCGCCGGUCGCCCUCCCGGCACCGCCCGCAGCCCUUCGCCCCCGGCGGUUUCCACGAGGCCUUGGCCCGGGUCCAGAGCUACGGGCCCGAGGAGCCCUGUCCGGGCCCGCGCAAGCCGCCGCUCUCCCGCCUGGCCCUCCACGUCCAGCAUCCGGUGGCCGGAACCCGGGCCAGCUGCCCCGGGGACUACCCGGGGCCCCCGGGCGCCCAGGUGGCGGCCGCCCCCGGUGCCCAGCCGGGCCGGGCCCUGGUCAUGACCCGCAUGGACAGCGUCUCGGACUCCCGGCUCUACGAGGGCCACCCGACCAGGCAGCGGAGGCCCCCGCUCUGCCGGGAGCAGCACGCCAGUUGGGACCCGCUGCCCGGCCCGGCCGACUCGUACGGCUACCACUCGUACCCGCUGAGCGGCGGCCUGAUGCAGCCGUGCUACGAGCCCGUCAUGGUGCGCAGCAUGCCCGAGAAGAUGGAGCAGCUGUGGCGGCACCCGUGGGCCGGAGCCUGCGGCGAGCCCCGCGAGCAGCCCGCCGUCCCGGAGCACCAUUACCAGACCUACCGGAACCUGUGCAACAUCUUCCCGGCCGGCGUCGUCCUGGCCGUCAUGGAGAAGAACCCGCACCUGACGGACGCGCAGCAGUUGGCCGCCGUGAUCGUGACCAAACUCAGGUCAGGGCGCUGACCCGCGGCGCCCGGGCACUGCUCCGACUCUCCUGGCUCUGGAGAUGGGCGGCGGCGGGCGGGGCUGGGGCUCCGCUCGGGCCUGGCCAACCCCCACC